GGUCAUCCGCAUUUUUAUAUGAUCAUUACGCCUGUUUAUGUGUUUGUCCAUCUGUGAACGACGCCCGACUUUUCUUCUACUUCAUUUCGAAAAUAUGUGCUAAUAUUGAUGUCUUUGUGGAACUCAAAGGACUGUAAACCUUUUUAGUUGGCAUUGUUUGUGUUUUGAGUGCUAUUAUGGCAGAAGCGAGAUCGACGGGAAAAAUUACUUAUGUGACUUUGUCCCUGGAAGAUGUGCGAGGAUCAAAACGCAGCGAUAACGAGAGCGAGGAUACAGAAAGUAAAAAAGAGACUGUUUAUUCAAUGUAUACGCAGAGUUUUAUGGAUGAUUACUUGAUCGAGUUCAGCGAAGUCUUUCGAAGAAAGGUGCGUGAGAAGUAUUGUUCUACUGAGGAAAUAUCUUGGAGUGAUGCGUCAGAUGAGGUAAAAGUUGAAAUCUUGAUUGCAAGAUUUGAGGAUGGAGGAAGGCAAUUUUCAGAAGAUCCUCUUCUAGUGUUACUCAAGAAAUGGCCAGCAAGUGAAACAUUUUCUGAUAAUCCAAGAUUAAUAGAGGCAGAGAUAAAUCGUCUGGUCAAAAUAAUUUUCUGCAAAGAUGAAGCUAAGAAAUACAAGUUUUUCAAAGACAAAAAAGAGCUGUCGUGGAAGACACCACUUCACCUGGUUGCAGAGUUAAACUUCACGUCUGUGGCACAAACUAUUUUAAGUCACUACCCUGGACAGCUGUACAUAACAACAAAUCCACAUGCAGGAAAUGAUAAUAGCAGAAGCAUUCCUCUUAAGUUGGCAUUGAAACGACGCAAUGAUGAAGUUUCAACUCUGAUGAUAGAGCACAUGGGAUCUGAAAGGGUCUUGAGGUUGUUCUCAGAUAAUGUCUAUGACAUCCCUUUGAGCUUUCAAGAGCUUGUGAAACACCCAAACAUGAAGAAAACUGUUACAGCUGUCCUCAACUGUAUGAUCAGUCCUGAUUGGCGACAUUUACCCAAAUUCAGGGAGGACUCUUCUUUGGAAAUGAAGAAGGACAUCGAGCUUGCUUGGAGCUCAGAACCGAGCGAUCCAAUCAGUUAUCAAUUUUCCUACAAAAUCUUGGACGGUGAUGAAAGCGGCAGAGACCCCACACAUGAUGAUUUCGACUGGAUGUCAAAGUCUUGCCUGUUCUUGAUCGCGAACAGUGGAAAUAAGGAAGCCAUUCAACAUCCAGUGGUUCGACGACUUGUCAAAAGGAAAUGGAUCCACUAUGGUCAUUUUUGGUUCAGUGUUCAGACCGGUCUGUACCUAAUGUUUCUCUUGCUGUUGUCGUUCUCUUUGCUUUACGGCGCAACUAAAUCAGACCCAACAAAAUACCAGGGAAGUGCGGACGGGCUAAGAAUGAUCUGCGAGAUUUUUGUUGUCGUGUGGAUUGCGGCCUACAUUGCUGACGAGGUUAACGAAAUCGAAAAGAAACGCUGGAGUUACUUGAAAGUUCCACAAGUUUACUUCAAUCUGUUUGACUGGCUUGGAUUGAUACUAAUUCUGUCAGUAAUUCCUCUUCGAUUUUCACGGCAUGAAGGCCAGUGGGCUGUCGCCUCUGUGGGCUUUAUAUUCAACGUCCUUCGGCUUUUCAAGUAUUCUUGUGUAACCAGGGCAACUGGACUGUAUACAAAGACGCUAGCCAGGAUUGUGUACCGUGAUAUUACUCGCUUCAGCUGCGUAUUUCUCGUCGUAUUCUUGGCUUUUUGUGGAGCGUUUUUCUUAUCCUUACGUGUGACAAGUGAUGUCAAAGUCUUUGGUGGUUUUGAUAUGGUUAUGUUGAGUGGUGUCAGAGCUUUCGUGGAACAACAGCCGGCUGCGGACGAUUAUACAAAAUUCAAAUGGCUUCCACUGUUUGUUCUUCUGACGUACAUGAUGGCUGUUGUGGUGAUACUUCUUAACAUUUUGAUCGCUCAAAUCAGUAGUACCUACUGUGAGGCUAAGAAGAAUGCCAGACUCCAGUAUGAUGUGGACAGAAUGCUCAUUAUUACAAGACUAGAACACAGCAGAUUCCACAAAUUCAAUCUGCGGCUAAAUUACUAUCAGGAGGAAGAAAUUAUCGACGAGAUGACUCUGGCAAAAGAUCUCUUAGAGUACAAUGAAGACAGGUCGCCGUGGGAGACAGUUGAGGAGAAACUGGAUGAAAUCAGGGCUAUCAUGCGGAAGAUCAUUAAGCGAAUACCUUUACAAGAUUAAGAUAAAGAGAGAUGAUGCGCUAGAAGAUUGAACUUAAAGUGCACAAGAACGUAAUCAGCUUCUUGGAUCGAAAUUUAAACAAUUAGAACAAAUUGCAUUUCGAAAAACGUAGUUUAAAGAAAGGUGUUUUUAGUUUUGCCACAUGAAAAACCAAAAAUCAAAGAUAAAAUUCUGAGUUCGAACCCCAGGCCUUCAUACUUUUGACUGCGGUGUUCUGCCACUGAGCUCUCAAGAACUCAAAGGUGAGCCAGGCCAUUUCUAGAACGUAGUUAAUCAACUUAAUAAAAGCCAAAAGACUAUUGACGGGCGACAUGAAGCCUUAUACGCAUAUUUUAGUCUCGUACCCAGACCUUUCACGGCCAAGCCUACAUUUUAGUAACAGUCACACAGUGGGCUCUGGGUACGAAAUUAUGCAUAUUUAACAAGAAGAAGAACGGUAAUAGUCGAAACAAAGCUCACUUCUUGUUUUUAAAAAAAACUAAAGGAUUCUAUGUAACGAAGGCCAAAACAAAACCUUUUUAUCACUUUAUGACAUCAGAAGCUGUGCAGUAUGUAAAACUUCAACCUAAACUGUUUAAUUAAGAGGCCAAGAGUGUACACGUAGUGUAAACUAGCCUUAUAUUUAUUUACUGUAAAUAUCGAUUACAAAGUGCAAAGUAGCCUAAUUUGACAGCUAAGAUUAAAAAGUUUACAUGUUA
Pocillopora damicornis (cauliflower coral) is the source of this 2899-nucleotide messenger RNA. Its product is annotated as transient receptor potential cation channel subfamily V member 6. Gene Ontology annotation, cellular component: plasma membrane. NCBI's taxonomy places the organism in Eukaryota, Metazoa, Cnidaria, Anthozoa, Scleractinia, Pocilloporidae. Gene Ontology annotation, molecular function: calcium channel activity. Gene Ontology annotation, biological process: calcium ion import across plasma membrane. The record is from RefSeq and is a predicted model, not a curated record.